Rotaria socialis is the source of this 1200-nucleotide messenger RNA. The record is from the annotation of a GenBank genome assembly. NCBI's taxonomy places the organism in Eukaryota, Metazoa, Rotifera, Eurotatoria, Philodinida, Philodinidae.
AUGGGAUGUGGACAAUCUCGAAUUUCACCAGUAAUUAAUCCUGUAGCUGGCUCUGAAAAAGAUCUACGUUGGCUUUAUCCUAAAUAUCAUGACGACAAUCAACAAACUAUCUUCAGACCUCAUGAGCUUGAAUCAUUCUUGCGCAACCCGCCUUCAACUAUUGACACUAAACUACUUAAUUCUAUUCGAGGUUCCAUUUUCGGUCUAGCUCUAGGCGACGCUCUUGGUGCUCAUGUUGAAUUUAGACCUCAUCAGUACAUGCUUGAACAUCCAGUCGAAGAACUUGAACAAGGAGGUACUUGGGGUCUUAAAAAAGGACAGUUUACUGACGACACUUCUAUGGCACUUUGUUUAGCUAUUUCAUUAAUAACUGAAGGCGAAUUUAACCCAUACAAUCAAUUAGUUUUUUACAAAUAUUGGUACAGAAAAGGCUAUAUGUCCUCUACAGGACAAUGCUUUGAUAUUGGGUCAGCAACUAGACAAUCAUUAAAUGAAUUUGAAUACCGUCAACGUCAUUUUGCUAAGAAAAAUGAUAUCCCUGUGGAAACUUUAGAUUUUCAAACUGACACGGAGAUUUUACAUAAUUUUGAUGUGUAUUGUGGCAAAAUAGAUGCAGCUGGCAACGGAGGUCUUAUGCGUCUUGCACCAGUACCACUCUUCUUCCAUCAAGAUCCGAAGAAAGCUGUUGAAUAUUCAGGCCUAAGUACUAAAACAACUCACGGAGAUCCCAAAGCUUCUGAUGCAUGCCGCUUUUAUGGCGCUUUGAUUGUAGCUGCUGUUCAAGGAGCAUCAAAGGCACAUUUAUUAGAUAGUAAUUUCUACAAAAUCCAUAAAGAUUGGUUUGGUGAUGAACCACUUCAUGAAGAUGUGAGGGAAAUUGCUGAGGGAUCUUAUAAACACAAAGACGGUUAUAAAGCUGGUAUUCGAGGUAAAGGAUUUGUUCUUAACAGUUUAGAAGCUGCUCUAUGGGCAUUUUGGUCCGAUGAGGAUUCAUUUGAGAAAGGUGCUUUGGCUGCAGUCAAUCUCGGUGAUGAUACUGAUACGACCGCAGCUAUUUAUGGACAAUUAGCUGGUGCUUGUUACGGUUAUAAAAAAUUACCAAUUAGAUGGGUUCAACAUGUCUAUGCAGCGAAGUUUAUUACAUGCCUGUGUAAAUGGAUUGCUUAUCUAGGCAUAAUAUGGUCCGAACGAGAACAAUGA